UCCCAGGCAUCACUGAGCACACAUUCUGGCUCCAUGUCUUUUCCAGGCUAUUCUGGGGAUUGCAGGGGCAUAUGCUACAGAACCCACUGUAUUAUCCCAGUGACUCCUUCUGUUGCUCUUUGCUCCAGCGAUGUAAGCCCUCCCUUGGGUCUUGGAUUGCCUAGUUGUUACCAAGGAACUCUCUGGCUUCUGGAUAACUGCCAAGAAACCUGUGGUGAAGCACCAAUCUGUGAAUCUCCCAGCUGUGAGCCCAGGACCUGCACCACAAGCUGUGACCAGUCAAACUCUGGUGUGCCCUGCAGCUCUGCAGCAGUGGGCAAAAUACGCAGUGCCUGUGAAACUACCAAUGUCGGACCCAGCCCCAGCUGCAACCCAUGCACUCAGACCAAAGGGUAUGUAUCCGAUUGCAGCACACCCAGCCGAUGCACGUGCAAAGCCCGCCAGACCCUCAGCGAUGGCUUCAAAUACUCUGGGUCACUUAACUGCUUAUCCAGGAGUUUACAGCUUCUAAACCACUACACACUGGGUAGCUUGGGGUAUAGAAGCUACCAAAAUUUUGGCUUCAUACCAAAUGGCUUCUCACCCUCAUCUUGUAUUGCCAACAGCUGCCGAUUCCAAAAUUAUUUAAGAAGAAAUUGCCAAUAUCCAACUUAUCAGCCUCUGAGCUAUUUUUCAAGAAACUUCCAGUCUCUGAGCUGUAUACCAAGUACCUUCCCUCCUCUGAGGUAUUUAUGUCGUGGCUGCAGACCUCUGAGUUGCUAUUGAUCAACUUACUGCAUUUAUAGCUGCUAGAAAUUGUCCAAAGGGGCAGAUUCGACCAAGUUGUCACCCUCUCUAAUAUUCGGCUGAAUUGAAUUACUGCAUGUAUCUUAAGAAUCGUGUUCCAUUAACCUCAGAUAUAACUCCAGGAUGUAUUAAUCACAGCCAUUAUCACCUGCUAGCUUUUGUUCUGCUGCUCUUGUAAUGCCUUAUGUGUUGAAGUCCAACCCUGAAGUUAGCGGUAUUGGUUCUGAGACUGAAUACGAUGGAUACACUGAAGAGAUUCCACGUGAAAUACGCCACAGAACAGCUUUCUUAUUUCGGCUGUCCCUGUCACUUUUCUGCCAUGCGACUAUCCCCGAACUUUCUUGAAAAUGUGGAGCCUCCUUGGUUUGACUGAUGAUUCCAGCACAUUCUUUCAAGAUUGCCUUGCUUUUUGCCAAUAGUUUUGUUAAUGCCUAACUAGCAUCUUGCUAAUAAGCUAAGAGAGAGCAUCGUCUUAAACAUUGUGAGGGGAGCGAGUUCUUCCUCCCCCUCCUGCCUGAAGACAAGGAUGUGCUAGAAGCAAUGUCCAACUAGAGUUCAGAAUCGGAAGACCUUCUGCAAAUCUUCUCUUCUAAUGAAGCCAUAAGACACAAGAUUGGCUGGCACUUGGCGUUUGUUCUCAUUGCCUAGGAGACAGCCUCAGAAGUAGCAGGAACACAAUUGUUUGUUGAAAGAAUGACAAAAUGCUGUUGCAGAAGCUUCACGAGUAAUAAUCUAUGCUCACAGUUCUGCUGUAAUUCUCCCCUGCUGAUUUGUUACUUCCUGAUUGCCGACACAGUCCUGGUUCACAGCUAAUAAACACAUUUCUACUGGGAAA
This is a messenger RNA of Vicugna pacos (alpaca), 1621 nucleotides long. It is a transcript of the gene KRTAP24-1, whose product is annotated as keratin associated protein 24-1. NCBI's taxonomy places the organism in Eukaryota, Metazoa, Chordata, Mammalia, Artiodactyla, Camelidae. Gene Ontology annotation, molecular function: structural molecule activity. The record is from RefSeq and is a predicted model, not a curated record. Gene Ontology annotation, cellular component: keratin filament.